Pieris macdunnoughi is the source of this 723-nucleotide messenger RNA. Lineage: Eukaryota; Metazoa; Arthropoda; Insecta; Lepidoptera; Pieridae. The record is from the annotation of a GenBank genome assembly.
AUGCCGAUAUUCGGGACGUCCCAAGACGGCACCAAGGUGAUUUUGUUUUCGGGUUUCCGCUACUAUCAACACUUAUUUGGGCAGGCGAGGGAUUCCAAGAAAAGAAAAUGGCGGUGUAUUGUCCACGGCUAUGGACCAUUUAUAGCACAUUCAAAGCGUGGGAACCCAAUACUAGUUCUUAAAGGCUACAGGUACUCUCUCAAAGUGACGAAGCGCUUCGAUAAGACGGUUAUCAGGAGAUGGCAAUGCUCCACCCACACAAACCGGGGAUGCCUGGCCACCAUCAUAACUCAUGACCAGCAUAUCGUUAAGAUGAAAAAUGAGCACAACCACGUGCAAAGACACAUCAUUUUCGAGACGACAACUUCAAGAGGCACGUCGGCCUUAUCCAUAGAUGGCUUCGAAUAUGUACAACAAUACAAGAAUAACGUCGCAGGUGUUAUAAAGAUACGAUGGCAAUGCACUAAACGCAGUUUGGGAUGUAAAGCUAGUGUACAUACUGUAGAUGUUGAAUACAUACGAUCAAUUCGGGGUAAACCGUUAAUCAAACAUGAAGAUUAUACAUAUCAUCUUACUUCGGAGGUCGGUUUGAAAGCAAGAUGGCGUUGUUCAACACACAACAAUAGAGGCUGCAAUGCAACAAUUGUUAUGGUCAACGGACUGAUUGUAUCAAGGACUGGUCCCCACACUCAUUUACCUUCAAAUCAGAGCAAACAACUUUAG